Messenger RNA from Rhododendron vialii, 1087 nucleotides. Its product is annotated as eukaryotic translation initiation factor 3 subunit K. Bases 205 to 900 code for a protein of 231 amino acids. Gene Ontology annotation, cellular component: eukaryotic translation initiation factor 3 complex; cytoplasm. NCBI's taxonomy places the organism in Eukaryota, Viridiplantae, Streptophyta, Magnoliopsida, Ericales, Ericaceae. The transcript has 8 exons. Gene Ontology annotation, biological process: regulation of translational initiation. Gene Ontology annotation, molecular function: ribosome binding; translation initiation factor activity. The record is from RefSeq and is a predicted model, not a curated record.
GGUCUCUUCCCCCCGCAAAACCAAACCCUAGGAAGGCUAAUAGUAAAAGACUACGAACUUUCUUCACUCCCCGUCCCCUCAUUCCAAACGAGGUGUUAAUCUCUCUCUCUCUCUCUCUCUCUCUCUCUCUCUCUCUCUCUGUGAUUGAGGUGUCAAUCUGUAAACGAGCGUGUCUCAGUAUAUUCCCGUGCCUGCCUAUACUAAAUGGGGAUAGAAACUCAAAAGCAGCAGUCGUCGGUGGCGGAGGCGGUGGAGCAGCUCGUCGCCGUCAAUCCCUACAAUCCUGACAUCCUCCCCGAUCUCGAAAAUUAUGUCAACGAGCAGGUUUCAUCACAAACAUACAGUCUGGAUGCAAAUCUUUGUCUCCUUCGUCUCUAUCAGUUUGAGCCAGAGCGACUUAGUUCACAAAUUGUUGCCCGCAUUUUGGUCAAGGCUCUUAUGGCAAUGCCUGCCCCAGACUUCAGCCUUUGUCUCUUUCUAAUCCCAGAACGUGUGCAAAUGGAGGAACAGUUCAAGACACUAAUUGUUCUCUCACACUAUUUGGAGACUGCAAGAUUCCGCCAAUUCUGGGAUGAAGCCGCUAAAAGUCGUCACACUGUAGAAGCGGUACCAGGUUUUGAGCACGCAAUUCAAGCAUAUGCUCUUCAUGUCCUUUCUCUGAGUUACCAAAAGGUCCCGAGGUCUGUUCUUGCUGAGGCUAUCAACAUUGAAGGGCUCUCCCUUGACAAAUUCCUUGAGCAUCAGGCAACCAACUCCAGCUGGAUACUUGAGAAGGGUCAAGGCAGGAGCCAACUCAUUAUCCUACCACAGAAUGAGUUCAACCAUCCAGAGUUGAAGAAGAGCACUGCAGAUAGCAUUCCCUUGGAUCACAUUACCCGCAUCUUUCCCAUUCUUAGCUAAAUAAUCCAUUCGAGGACCUUUGAGUUUUUUUUUUUAUUUUUCCUGAUUCAGUGCCGUGUGUGGGAAACUUUUAAUCUACAUUGUUUCAGGGCUUCUGAUCUUUGCUUUUCGCUGAAAUGAUAUAAUGCUUAUAACGUUUAUAACGUUUCCUAGUCUGGAUUUUGAAUCCAUUUUGGUAUCGACAAAA